GAGUGCGGGGCGGCAGGGCAUGGGGUUCAUAGCGGCAACGCUGCUGAUGAACAUGGGCGAGGAGCACGCCUUCACCUGCCUCGUCUUCCUCAUGUACCGCUGCGGCCUCCGAGGGGUCUUCCUGCCAGACAUGCAGCAGCUGCAACUGCGCAUGUACCAGCUCACCCAGCUGCUCAUCGAUGUGCUGCCGCGCGUGCAUGCCUUCUUCGAACACCUCGAAAUCAAACCCGUCAUGUACGCAGCAGACUGGUUCCUCACUCUCUUCGCUCGCACCAUGCCACACUACCUCGUCUUCCGAGUCUUCGACAUCAUUCUGGCUGAGCAGACCACAGCCAUUGUCUUCAAGCUAGCCAUCGUGCUGCUGCAGGUGUGCCGGCGGCAGUUGCAGCAGUGUCCGGAGAUGGAGUAUGCCAUGUGUCUGCUCAGAACAGAGCUGCCCGCGCAGCUCAAGGAGAUGAGCGAGGAGGACAUGGAGGAGCUGGUGUGCAAGGCCAUGCGCGUCGACCUGCCCUUCGAGAGCCUGCUCAGACUCGAAGCAGAGUAUGACUUGCUAGCAGGAGAGGCAGCAGCAGCGGCGAGGGACGUGCAGGCAGCAGCACAGGCGAGUGAGGUAGCGGCGCUCUCAUGGGCCACCAACCGACAGGAGCUUGAGACAUGCCUCUCGCAUGUCAACCAGGCCGUUGCCCAUGCUCGGCAACUGACAGCAGACAUCACAUCCGCCUCCUGCCAUCUCUCCUACUCCUCCUCUCCCCCUUCACUGCCACCCCAUGCCACUAAGAGGUCCCUCACGCCGUGGUCAACCAUGAAUGCCAUGGACGUGCACGCUGGCAGCAAUGGUGUGGGAGGGGCUACAGCGGGCAGUGAUGAAGAGCGUGCUAUGGGUGAUAGCAGUCGCGGCGGAAUUCUGCAAGCGCGGGCUCGUGGGGAAGGCUGUGUGCUGGUGAACGGGAGUGGGGCAAAGAACGUAGCAGGUUCUAGGGUUGAGCACUUGAAUGGUACUUCGUGCACGGAGGAGGGUGGACGAGCUUUGGAGGGAGCCAAGGGCGAGGUGGAGAGAGUGUGCGAGGAGGAUCUGCCUUUGGAGGAGAGAGUGGGGCGGUGGCAGGAGCGGGUGGCAGUGGUGGGGGGGAGUGGCACAGUGGGGGCGUUGAGGGAGAAGUGUGCGCUGCAGUACGAGUGGACGCAGGUGGCGGUGGCGCUGGCGAUGGUGGAGAGGGAGGUGGUGAGCAGGCUGGACAUGGGAGGCCAUGGAUCAGACCCCACAGCAGGGCUGGGAGCUCUUGUGGGCGCGCAUGAAUUGGUAGUCGUGGAGGAGGGGGGGGACGGUGGAGGGUGAAAGGAAUUUGACGAGAUGGUGAAGGAGACUAAGUACAGAAUCUGCUUGAGUCAAGCCUUGGGUAUAGUAGUAUCUCUACUACUCGAUAGUACUUGUAAGGAUCGUAAUUCUGGAAUGGUCAACUAGUAAGACAGCGGAAGUCUUAUAAGAGUGAACCUGAGCACAUGAACUUGUGGGUAGUCGAAGGUUGAAUAACCUGAGCACAUAAUU
Molecule: messenger RNA, 1546 nt
Organism: Closterium sp. NIES-67
Lineage: Eukaryota; Viridiplantae; Streptophyta; Zygnematophyceae; Desmidiales; Closteriaceae
Source: the annotation of a GenBank genome assembly